Molecule: messenger RNA, 1609 nt
Organism: Populus euphratica (Euphrates poplar)
Lineage: Eukaryota; Viridiplantae; Streptophyta; Magnoliopsida; Malpighiales; Salicaceae
Gene: CPK17
Product: calcium-dependent protein kinase 17
Exons: 8
Coding region: 1-1593 (530 amino acids)
Biological process (GO): protein phosphorylation
Molecular function (GO): calcium ion binding; protein kinase activity; ATP binding
Source: RefSeq, a predicted model, not a curated record
AUGGGCAACUGCUGCUCCAGAGGUGGUGCCCAGGAUGCCUCAACUAAUAAGGAAGAAAACGCCGAGGGUGCUAAUCCCACCAAUGGUCGGACAGAUGCUCCCUCCACCACCCCGCCUAGGACUGCUCCUCCUUCACCCCCUCCAGGAGCUUCACCUAAGCCUGCCAAGGUUGCCCCUAUUGGACCUGUCUUAGGCCGUCCGAUGGAAGAUGUAAAAUCCAUUUACAGCAUUGGAAAAGAACUCGGGAGGGGACAAUUCGGUAUCACACAUUUGUGCACUAACAAGGUUACAGGCGAGCAAUUCGCGUGCAAAACAAUAGCCAAGAGAAAGCUUGUUAAUAAGGAGGAUGUGGAGGAUGUUAGGAGGGAGGUUCAAAUUAUGCACCAUUUGACGGGUCAGCCUAAUAUUGUGGAACUCAAGGGAGCCUAUGAGGAUAAACAUUCGGUUCAUUUGGUGAUGGAGUUAUGUGCUGGAGGAGAGCUCUUUGAUCGCAUUAUUGCCAAAGGUCAUUAUACAGAGCGUGCUGCAGCCUCUUUGCUUAGGACCAUUGUUCAAAUUAUCCACACCUGCCAUUCUAUGGGAGUUAUCCAUAGGGAUCUCAAGCCAGAAAAUUUCCUUCUGCUCAACAAACAAGAGAACUCCCCGCUCAAGGCCACUGAUUUUGGCCUUUCUGUGUUCUACAAGUCAGGAGAAGUAUUCAAAGACAUUGUUGGAAGUGCAUAUUACAUUGCACCUGAAGUCUUGAAGAGGAGGUACGGGCCAGAAGCUGAUGUAUGGAGUGUUGGGGUCAUGUUGUUUAUUCUUCUAAGUGGUGUUCCUCCUUUUUGGGCAGAAUCGGAACACGGGAUAUUCAAUGCAAUCCUACGUGGCCAUAUUGAUUUUACUAGUGAUCCCUGGCCUUCAAUUUCACCUCAAGCAAAAGAUCUUGUUCGGAAGAUGCUAACUUCAGACCCCAAGCAAAGGAUGACAGCCAUCCAGGUUCUCGGCCAUCCAUGGAUUAAGGAGGAUGGAGAAGCUCCUGAUACUCCUCUUGACAAUGCAGUGUUGAGUAGGCUCAAACAAUUCAAAGCAAUGAAUAACUUCAAGAAAGUUGCUCUAAGGGUCAUUGCUGGCUGUCUGUCAGAGGAAGAAAUCAUGGGAUUGAAGGAAAUGUUUAAGGGCAUGGACACCGACAACAGUGGUACUAUAACACUUGAAGAGCUGAAACAAGGACUUGCCAAGCAGGGGACAAAGUUGUCUGAAUAUGAAGCUAAACAACUGAUGGAAGCUGCUGAUGCAGAUGGCAAUGGGAUAAUAGACUAUGACGAAUUCAUCACAGCAACAAUGCAUAUGAACAGAAUGGAUAGAGAAGAACAUCUUUACACUGCCUUCCAACAUUUUGAUAAAGAUAACAGCGGGUACAUUACAACUGAAGAGCUAGAGCAAGCUCUGCGCGACUUUGGCAUGCAUGAUGGAAGGGACAUUAAGGAAAUUAUUUCUGAAGUGGAUGCAGAUAAUGAUGGCCGGAUCAACUACGAUGAAUUUGUGGCAAUGAUGAGAAAAGGAAACAUUGAAGCCAAUCCCAAGAAACGGCGUGAUGAUGUAUUUGUUUGAGUUUGUAGGGGGUGGA